AUGCUGACGGUGGGGUGGCAGCGUCUGAAAUUCUUAAACGUUUCGUGGAAACAAAACAAGAGUUGUGUGAGGGUAGAGGAUACCUUUGAGGUUCGUGGCUUCGGCGGUUGCAAUGUUUGGACGAUGCCUUUGGUACCUACCAGUGACAGUGACCUUCUUGAAUCACUCGCUACUUACAAAAACCAGGACGAUGCGUACCUCAAACGCCAUCCUCAAAGACUCGCAUCCCUCUCUUCUCACUUCACUCCCCAAGCAGCCUCCUACGUUCUCCUCAACUCCCAAUCCGACCAACGCACCCUCCUCAACUUCCUCACCUGGGCCCAGGCCCAGGCCCAACCCCAUGCCCAUACCCAUUUCCUCACGCCGCAUUGCAACUGCCUCGCCCUCCACAUCCUCUCCGCCUUCAAGCUCUACAGCACCGCCCACUCCCUCGUCGCCACCCUCGCCGCCACCCUCCCCGACCCCACCGGCGUCGUCCUCUUCCGCCUCCUCCACGACACCCACCGCCUCUGCAGCAGCCCCACCUCCGCCGCGUUCGACCUCGUCGUUAAAUCCCUCUCCCGCCUCGACCUCCCCGACAAGGCCCUCACCGUCCUCCGCCUCGCGCGCCGCCACGGCCUCACUCCCGCCGUCCUCUCCUACAACGCCGUCCUCGACGCGCUCCUCCGCCGCGCCGCCGCGCCGCUCCGCGACGCGGAGCGACUGUUCCGCGAAAUGAUCCGAAACGGCGCGUCGCCGAAUGUGUACACUUACAACGUCAUGAUUCGCGGCGUCGUGGCGAGAGGAGACUUGGAAAGAGGGUUAGGGUUUCUGCGCGAGAUGGAGAGGGAAGGGGUUUCGCCCACUGUGGUUACGUACAACACGCUAAUCGACGCGAGUUGCAAGAAGAAGAAGGUGAAGGAGGCGAUGGCGUUGUUGAGAGUGAUGGCUGCGAAGGGAUUAGAGGCUAAUUUGAUUUCCUACAAUUCGGUGAUUAAUGGAUUGUGUAACCAAUGUAGAGUGGGUGAGGCUAGGGAAGUGGUUGAGGAGAUGAAUGCAAAAGGGUUGGUUCCUGAUGAGGUCACUUAUAAUACUCUUGUUAAUGGGUUUUGCAGAGAGGGGAAUUUCCACCAGGGUUUUUUGCUGCUUUCGGAGAUGGCUGGGAAGGGUUUGUCUCCCAAUGUUGUUACUUAUACCACUUUGAUCAAUUCUAUGUGUAAGGCUGGGAACAUGAGUCGUGCUAUCGAGAUUUUUCAUCAGAUGCGUAGUAGGGGACUGAGGCCAAAUGAGAGGACUUAUACUACUUUGAUUGUUGGCUUUUGCCAGCAAGGGUUGUUGAAUGAGGCUUAUAAGGUCUUGAGUGAGAUGAUUGUUUGUGGGUUUUCGCCUUCGGUUGUGACUUACAACGCGCUUGUCCAUGGGUAUUGCUUCUUGGGGAGGGUUGAGGAGGCUGUGGGGAUUUUGAGGGGAAUGGUUGAGAGGGGGUUGUCUCCUGAUGUUGUUAGUUAUAGCACUGUUAUAGCUGGGUUUUGCCAAGAGCGGGAGAUGGAGAGAGCGUUUCAGAUGAAGGAGGAGAUGGUUGCCAAGGGUGUCUUGCCUGACGCGGUUAUGUAUUCGUCGCUCUUACAAGGUCUUUGUGUGCAGCACAAAUUGGUGGAGGCUUUCGAGCUGUUUGAAGAGAUGGUGCGCAGGGGUCUCGCACCUGAUGAGGUUACUUAUACUAGUUUGAUAAACGCUUAUUGCGUUGAGGGUGAGUUGAGUAAGGCUCUUUGUUUGCAUGAUGAAAUGAUGCUGAGGGGUUUUUUGCCUGAUGAUGUUACCUAUAGUGUGCUUAUUAAUGGACUUAAUAAGAAAGCUAGGACAAAAGAAGCAAAGAGGCUUCUUCUGAAGUUGUUUUACGAGGAGUCUGUGCCGAAUGGUGUAACAUACAAUACGCUGAUAGAAAACUGCAGUAAUAAUGAAUUUAAGAGCGUCUUGGGCCUUGUCAAAGGAUUUUGCAUGAAGGGUUUGAUGAAUGAAGCAGAUCGAGUUUUUAAGACAAUGCUUCAGAGGAAUCAUAAGCCUAAUGCAGCAAUUUAUAAUUUAUUAAUACAUGGACAUUGUAGAAGUGGAAACGUUCACAAGGCAUAUAAUCUGUAUACGGAGUUGGAGCGUUGUGGUUUUGUUUCUCAUACUGUGACUGUGAUUGCUCUUAUUAAAGCACUAGCUAGGGAUGGGUUGGAUGAUGAGCUGAGUCGGGUAUUGCAAAAUGUAUUGAGGAGCUGUAAGCUCAAUGAUGCCGAGGUAGCUAAAGUACUUGUUGAGGUUAACUUUAAAGAAGGUAACAUGGAUGGUGUUUUGAAUGUGCUAACUGAAAUGGCCAAGGAUGGCCUACUACCUGAUGGUGGAAUGUAUUCUUAUGCUCCAGCAAGUACCUAAUGUCUUUUGUUUUUCUGUGUUGAACGGUGUAAUGUUGAAAUUUGAACUGAUCCUUCUAGCUGACGCCUAUCAUGAUUGGCUUGGAGACUUGCAAUGUGGAAAUGAAAUUCCCUCUAGCUGGGAAAGUAAUUUAUCAUUUUUUUUUUCUGCACUUCUACAGUUAUCUUAGACCCACCUUGGCCAGAACCGAAAUCUAGUUGAUUGGUGAUAUUCUUAAACCUGUUACCACAAGACUAGACAACGACACUACUUAUUGUUGCAGAUCACCCAGUAGUAGUGAAAUCUCACGUGCUAGAUAUAAUUCAAUUGUUAAGUGGUAAAUCGAAUGAAGUUCUUAUGGUAGGAUUCUUGGGCAUGAGAUUAAUUGGUAAAACGACCAUUGUCAGAGCCAGUUUCAAUGAAAUCAAUCAAAACCUUGGAGGGAUGGACUAAUGAUAGCCAUGCUUAUAUGGAGGCUGUGACUGUUCUUUCCUCGGUGACAGUAUCCUAAUUGGCUGACCUUCAAAGGAGAAGAAUCUUCAGUAUUGUUUUAAGUCCCAAAUAUUGGUUGCAAGUCAUAUUAUUCAUUCAUCUUCUCGUCAACCUGGCUUCUGAAUGUGAUCUUCGUGCCUUGAUACAUAAAAAUCUACCAUUCAGACCUACUAGCGUGGCAAAAUAUCUUCCCUCAAAGAUGAAAAAUAGCAGGGAUUAACGUCAAAUCUUGAAUCUGGAGAUGAAGUGGACAUUGUUAUUUAUUUCUUUUUGGGACAGAGCUAAAGUGAAGACUCUACUUGAAUUUGGGCUUAGUGUAAGUCAAUCCCUAAAGCUAAUUCAUGAGGUGAGAAUUGUCCAAGUCUUGAUAAACACUAAUUUGACCGUGUCAGUAGUCAAUGCGAGAUCUUAACAUACACCCUUUACACUUGGGAUCGGACAUUUAGAGUGUGAAGAUCUUAAGAUAAUUUUUUUAAUACUGCACUGGAGAAGUUGUGAGUUCAUGUAGAUUUUUGGAUACUUCAGGGUUGCUCCAUAUCAAAUUUGAGUCUGUUAUCAUCUUGAAUUUGGGCUGAGCCCAUCUAAUUUAUGAUGAUUGAUGAAUUAACCAAAGGCAAAUUGUGGACUGUUCAUCAAUGCUAGACAUGGGUUUUAUUUUUAUUUUUAUUUUUAUCAUUAGUCAUAUAUUUAACUAUCUAUUUAUUUCAA
Messenger RNA from Cajanus cajan (pigeon pea), 3576 nucleotides. The record is from RefSeq and is a predicted model, not a curated record. Lineage: Eukaryota; Viridiplantae; Streptophyta; Magnoliopsida; Fabales; Fabaceae.